Molecule: messenger RNA, 555 nt
Organism: Microthlaspi erraticum
Lineage: Eukaryota; Viridiplantae; Streptophyta; Magnoliopsida; Brassicales; Brassicaceae
Source: the annotation of a GenBank genome assembly
AUGGGGACUCCGAUUGAUGAGGGUCUAUUUCUAUCGAUGCUCGUAAAGAUGAUAAACGCUAAAAACACUCUAGAGAUCGGUGUUUUUACCGGUUACUCACUUCUUACCACGGCUCUUGCUUUACCUGAAGAUGGCCGUAUUACUGCGAUAGACUUCAACCAAGAAAGUUUUGAUUUGGGGCUAGAGUUUAUGAAGAAAGCAGGUGUUGAUCACAAGAUCAAUUUCAUCAAAUCUGAUUCUCUUAAAGCCUUAGACCAAUUGGUGAACGGGGAAAAACAAGAGUUUGAUUUCGCAUUUGUGGAUGCUGACAAGACGAACUACGUUAACUUCCUUGAGAGGCUGCUUAAGUUAGUGAAGGUUGGAGGAACCAUUGCGUUCGAUAACACCUUGUGGUUCGGUACUGUGGUUGAUGAAGAAGAUGAAGUUAUAACGCGUAUGAGGCCUUAUAGAACAGCUAUUUUGGAGUUCAAUAAGAAAAUAGCUUUGGAUCCUCGUGUCGAAAUCGCUCUAGUCUCCAUUGGAGAUGGUAUUACGCUUUGCAGACGCCUUGUGUAA